AUGGAUACACAUGGCCUGGCCAUCAGUCAGUUUCCAAAGGGGGUGCCGUCCGGCAAGUCCGUUUGCAACGAGACUGUCUCUUGGCGUGUAUCUUUCGUUCUCAGUGUACGAGUUGGGUUGGCGGCUCAGACGCGAUCUCUCGAUAUUGGGACCAGGCUGCCGGGGAUGGAAGACUUUGCUCUCCGGGUCCCACCAUCAUCAUCUUCUUCACCAUGGUAUCUUACGGCUGAGCUUGGCGGAGAAACGGAAGUCUCGAUACUGCGAUUUUACGUUUUUCCGAUGACUUCCACCUUAAUCUCCUCAAUCUUCUCUUCUUCUAUCUUACCAGCAGAAAAUCGCGGCCGGGUUCGAAUGCCGGGGACUUCAAUCUCUGGAAUUAACAAUGCUCGCGCAUUGAAACGACGCCGUUCCAAAAUCGUCGCCAAAUCACUCGAUCUUCCGCUUCUUCCUUUCAGCAUGAGCGAGGUUCUUGUCCCAACGGAGAGUAAAACGCUGCAUUUGUAUGAAGCAAGGUACUUGGCUUUACUUGAAGAGUCGAUGAAAAGAAAGAAGAAUAUGUUUGUUCAUUUCAUUCUUGAUCCUAUUUCGAUUAGCGAGACAGCAACAGAAGCAUCCUUUGCUGCUAGAUAUGGUUGCUUGGUUAUCAUUGAAAACGUUGAGAGAUUAGACAUCGGUGCACUCGUCUCCAUAAGAGGCGCUGGCCGCGUAAAGAUUUCUAGGUUUUUAGGGGCAGAUCCUUAUUUGUCAGGAGAAGUCAGACCAAUACAAGAUCGUCUGAAUAAUGAGAGCAGCAAUGAAAUAACCUCAAAAAUCUCCCAGCUAAAGGAAUCUAUUAAGAGUCUCAACAGCUUGGAGAUCAAACUUAAGACUCCAGAAGACUCUCCGUUGCAAACCCGUCUCUAUAACUCCCUAAACUGGGCUGAAGAUGAAACACCAGUAGAAUUUGACGAAUCAUUCUAUCCUCCCCUUCAAGAACGUGUAUCAUUCGCUGCUUUUCAACCCGUUUCCGGAUCGACUCAGUCGGAACUAUCAAGGUUACAACAAGAAAAAUUAAAGGCAAUGGAUAUGAAAGACACAAUAGAGAGGUUAGAACUAUCAAUGGCACUCAUCAAGGAGAACAUUUCCUCAGUUGCAGCCAAACUCGCCAUCCAAUAUUUGGAUAUUCGUUAGACUAUAGUAGUCUCUCAUUGUAAAUGUGUGUUGAUCGCCCAAAUUAGUGAAUAUACUCUACAGCCAAGAAAAAUGUAUAUUCUACAACAAUAAAAUAAAUCACCUUGAAGGUUAGGCUUCCUCUUCAUUCCUAAAAAAUUACACAUUUA
This is a messenger RNA of Eutrema salsugineum, 1319 nucleotides long. RefSeq lists its product as uncharacterized. NCBI's taxonomy places the organism in Eukaryota, Viridiplantae, Streptophyta, Magnoliopsida, Brassicales, Brassicaceae. The transcript is spliced from 9 exons. The record is from RefSeq and is a predicted model, not a curated record. The coding region runs from base 1 to 1170 and encodes 389 amino acids.